Rubroshorea leprosula is the source of this 586-nucleotide messenger RNA. NCBI's taxonomy places the organism in Eukaryota, Viridiplantae, Streptophyta, Magnoliopsida, Malvales, Dipterocarpaceae. The record is from the annotation of a GenBank genome assembly.
CUAUCAAUCCUUAUAAAGGUGAUGGAUAAGAGCAAUUUCAAGAUAACAACCCAUGAUGAGAUUGAUAUUGCACUCUCCGCACAAUAUCGUUUAAAUCUUCCAAUUGUAGUUGAUGAAUCUAAGGUCGACAAAAGGCUUUUUGAAAGGUAUUUUGAAAAGCAUUCUCGAGACAACCUUCCUCACUUUGCUCAUAAGUACAUAAUCUUCCGUCGAGGCUUUGGAAUUGAUCAUAUGACCGCUUUCUUUGUUAACGCAAAAAUAAACACAAUCAUUGCACGUGUUUGGAGAUGUUUUAUGACAAUGACCGGGUUAAAGAGAAUUUUCUCGGGGAAGCGUAAACAGGAUGCAGUACAGCCAAUUGAACUCAAAAUUGAUGAUGCAGAUCAUCAAGAUGGCCUAUAUGUUGAACGAAUUCGUAUUGAGAAGUUGAAACUCAGGUUCUAGGCGGUACACUUGAUAAUGUAACUGAUGCAUGGCAAUCUAUGGUAAAAAUUUAAGGCAUGGCAUGUCAAAUAUAUGUCAUUUAUGUCAAGAAGAUUUGGGAGACGUACGCAUACCCGGACAUAAAUAAAAUAUGAAUGAACGU